Messenger RNA from Coprinopsis cinerea okayama7#130, 1521 nucleotides. RefSeq names its product RuvB-like helicase 2. NCBI's taxonomy places the organism in Eukaryota, Fungi, Basidiomycota, Agaricomycetes, Agaricales, Psathyrellaceae. Gene Ontology annotation, molecular function: ATP hydrolysis activity; DNA helicase activity; ATP binding. The coding region runs from base 5 to 1393 and encodes 462 amino acids. Gene Ontology annotation, biological process: chromatin remodeling; box C/D snoRNP assembly; regulation of transcription by RNA polymerase II. The transcript is spliced from 7 exons. The record is from RefSeq and is a predicted model, not a curated record. Gene Ontology annotation, cellular component: NuA4 histone acetyltransferase complex; Swr1 complex; R2TP complex.
GGCAAUGCAAAUUACAACAGGGACCUCAGAGCUGAGGGAUAUCACCAAAAUGGAGCGAAUUGGCGCUCAUUCGCAUAUCCGGGGUCUUGGGCUGGACGACAGAUUAGAACCCAGAGAGAAUUCUCAAGGCCUUGUUGGACAAGCCAAGGCUCGUAAGGCAGCUGGAAUGAUUCUCAAGAUGGUUCAAGAAGGACGAAUUGCUGGUCGAGCCAUGCUGUUUGCUGGGCCUCCGUCCACAGGAAAAACCGCCAUUGCUAUGGGCAUGGCCCAGUCCCUUGGUUCAGACGUACCUUUCACCUCGAUCACCGCGAGCGAAGUCUUCUCGCUCUCAAUGUCUAAAACUGAGGCCCUCACGCAAGCUUUCCGACGAAGUAUUGGCGUCCGUAUCAAGGAAGAGUCGGAAAUUAUCGAAGGAGAGGUUGUCGAGAUUCAAAUUGACCGAAGUCUAACUGGGGCUACCAAAACCGGAAAACUCACAAUCAAAACCACCGACAUGGAAACCAUCUACGACCUUGGGACCAAGAUGAUCGACGCGCUUACGAAGGAAAAGGUGCUCGCAGGAGACGUGAUCGUCAUCGACAAAACCUCUGGCAAGAUCACAAAACUCGGACGCUCAUUCGCUCGUUCGAGAGACUACGACGCUAUGGGUGCAGACACAAAAUUCGUCCAAUGCCCUGAAGGCGAGAUCCAAAAACGGAGAGAAGUCGUGCACACCGUGUCCCUGCAUGAAAUCGACGUGAUUAACAGCCGGACACAAGGCUUCCUCGCGCUCUUCGCAGGUGACACGGGUGAAAUCAAACCUGAACUGCGAAACCAGAUUGAUACCAAGGUUGCUGAGUGGAGGGAGGAGGGUAAAGCUGAGAUUGUCCCUGGUGUUUUGUUCAUUGAUGAAGUCCACAUGCUCGACAUCGAAUGCUUCUCGUUCCUUAACCGAGCACUGGAAGGCGCGCUUGCUCCUCUGGUGAUUAUGGCCUCUAACAGAGGCAUGGCACGUAUCCGUGGAACCAAGUUCCGCAGCCCACACGGCUUACCCAUCGAUCUCCUCGAUCGUGUCCUCAUCGUCAGCACAAAACCAUACUCCGAGAGCGAAAUCCGUCAGAUCAUCCAAAUUCGGUGCCAAGAGGAGGAUGUGACCCUCACCCCCGACGCAAUAAACGUCCUAACCUCCAUGACUGCCCAAACCACCCUCCGCUACUCCCUCAACCUCAUCUCCUGCGCCCAAGUGGUUGCACGUAAACGGAAAUCCGAGGAAGUGGAUGUGGUGGAUUUGAGGAGGGCGUAUAUGUAUUUUAUGGAUGAGAAGAGGAGCGUGGAGUGGCUGAAGUUUACCCAGGGAUCGUUAAUUUUCGAGGAGAUUGAGGGUACGAAGGAUGAUAUUAUGGAUACCAAGUAGGGAGCGGGGGGUGUUUGGUAUUCGAGGGGAGAGAUAGAGGUAGAUGGUGCGCUUUCGGCUGUUUCUUGUACUCAUGGUCUAUUUGUUGUAAUCUCACAUUAGCUUUGUAUUCACGACAUUUGCAUUUC